AUGCGCGCGUGCGUCGUCCCUGAAGCGUCGCACAUUGGGCAGCGGUUCUGGCCGCUGGGAGGGGGGGUGGGGCGCGCGGGGGGGCUCCAUCGGGCCGCGUCUUCGUACGACAGGGUCCAGGACGGUCGAAAGGAGGGCAAGGAGCCCGGCGGCGGGACUGCGCGGCCAGCGGUGGCCGGGCACCAGACUGCGGCGCCCACGGAGCGGCCGCCGUCGCGCUGGCUCGACGAGAGCGACCUCGUGAUCGUCAAAGAGCUCAAGUCCCACCUGUGGCCCCCAGACAACCCGGAGUUCCGCCGCAGAGUCGCUAUUUCCCUUGUCCUGCUUGUGUCCUCAAAGCUGCUCAACGUGCAAGUGCCGUUCCUGUUCAAGUACGCCGUCGACAGCCUGACGACGGCGGGGAUCCCCGACCCCGCGAGCGCGUUCGCGAUCACGCCCGCGGCGCUCCUGCUCGGCUACGGCGCGUGCAAGGCCGGCGCGUCUCUCGCCAACGAGGCCCGCAACGCCGUCUUCGCGAACGUCACGCAGGAAACCAUCCGCCAGGUGGCGCGCGACGUCUUCGUGCACCUGCACAGCAUGGACCUGCCGUUCCACCUGUCGCGGCAGACCGGCGCGCUGUCCCGCACGAUCGACCGCGGCUGCCGCGGCAUCAACUUUUUGCUCGGCGCCAUGGUGUUCAACGUGGUGCCCACGGCGUUCGAGUUCGCGCUGGUCGGGUCGAUCCUGGCGUACAAGUGCGGGCUGCCGCUGGCGGGGCUCACGGCGGCGACGAUGGGCGCGUACACGUGGUUCACGGUGUCGGUCACGGCGUGGCGGACGAAGAUUCGCCAGGCAAUGAACAAGCACGACAACGAAGCCACAGCGCGGGUGAUCGACUCGCUGAUGAACUACGAGACAGUCAAGUACUUCGGCAACGAGGCGCACGAGGCCAGGCGGUACGACGAGAGUCUCCAGGGGUACAAGCACGCCGCCAUCCGCACUCAGCAGUCCCUGGGACUGCUCAAUCUCGGGCAGAGCGUCAUCUUCACCGCAGCCGUCACCGCCGCGAUGGUGUUCGGGGCGCAGGGCGUGCAGGCCGGCACGCUCACAGUCGGAGACCUCGUGAUGAUGAAUGCGCUGCUCUUCCAACUGUCGCUGCCCCUCAACUUCCUGGGCACCGUGUACCGCGAGGGCCGCCAGUCCCUGACGGACAUGUCGGCCAUGUUCAAGCUCCUCCGCGAGGAGCCCCACGUGCGCGAGGCGCCGCACGCCCGCGCCCUCGCCGUGCCCGCGCACUCCCCCGGGCUGUCCGUGGACAUCCGCGACGUGUCGUUCGGGUUCCGCCCCGGCACGAAGAUCCUCGACCAGUUCUCGCUCUCCGUGCCCGCCGGCACGAGCUGCGCGAUCGUCGGGCCGUCGGGGACGGGCAAGUCCACCGUGCUUAAACUCCUUUUCCGGCACUACGACCCCGCCGCGGGGUCGGUGCGGAUCUGCGGGGAGGACCUGCGCGACCUCACGCUGGACUCGUUCCGGAAGCACAUCGCCGUCGUGCCGCAGGACAUGCCCCUGUUCAACGAGACGGUGCUGUACAACAUCAAAUACGGAAACCUGUCUGCGACGGACGCGGAAGUCUUCGAGGCGGCCCGGCGCGCGCACGUCCACGACCAGAUCCUCAGCAUGCCGGACGGCUACAACACGAUGGUCGGCGAGCGAGGCCUGAAGCUCUCCGGCGGCGAGAAGCAGCGAGUGGCGCUGGCGCGGGCCUUCUUGAAACAGCCGCAGCUGCUCCUGUGCGACGAGGCCACGUCGUCGCUGGACACGCGCACCGAGCGGGACAUCAUGGACAGCCUGUCGGACCUCGCGCGCGACCGCACUUCCAUUUUCAUCGCGCACCGCCUGUCGACCGCCGCGCAGUGCGACCGCAUCGCGUUCAUGGACGGCGGGCGCGUCGUGGAGCUCGGGUCGCACCAGGAGCUGCUGGACCUGGGCGGGCGGUACGCGGAGAUGUGGGCGCGGCAGGUGUCGGUGGACGACCUCGUAGCCGACACGGGCAUGCAGUCCGAGGUGGGGGACUCUCGGGGGGGCUGA
This is a messenger RNA of Pedinophyceae sp. YPF-701, 2067 nucleotides long. The record is from the annotation of a GenBank genome assembly. NCBI's taxonomy places the organism in Eukaryota, Viridiplantae, Chlorophyta, Pedinophyceae.